Messenger RNA from Salvelinus sp. IW2-2015, 1219 nucleotides. The record is from RefSeq and is a predicted model, not a curated record. NCBI's taxonomy places the organism in Eukaryota, Metazoa, Chordata, Actinopteri, Salmoniformes, Salmonidae.
ACGAAUCCACGUUCAAGUUACUGCAACCAAUCACCAUUCACGAAAUAUGCAGAAGUUGUAUUCACAGAUAAUCCUACACAUGAGUACAAACACCAGCGACUGACGGACAGGAGGGCAGAUUCAUUUUAGUAUUAUUAUUAGCUCGCUGGUAAUCUAUUAAAUAUACACAUUUGAUACAAUUUCUACGUGGGUAUGGCAGAGGAGGUAACGAAAACCACAGGCGAACUCUCCGUGGGUGAGAUGUAUGUGUCUGACAAAGAAGGAAAUGACCAGGACGGUGAUGGAACAGAGCCGAAGCCUUUCAAGACCUCAUUGAGGGCUUUGACAUUUGCUGGAAAGGAGCCAUUCCMAACCAUCUAUGUGGACUCUCAGAAGGAAGGAGAGCGUUGGGCAGUGAUCUCCAAGACGCAGAUGAAAAGUGUGAUGAAGUUAUUUGCUAGAGAGCAGAUGAAGAGCGACUCCAAAGACAAAAAAGAGGCAGAGGAUUCUGAGAGACGAGAGAAGAACCUGGAAGAAGCGAAGAAAAUCACCAUUGAGAAUGACUCGAGUCUUCCAGAGCCCAAAACGGUGAAAAUCUUUCAGCUGGAGCCUCUCCGAGGGGAGAGAGUGAAGGUGUUUGGCUGGGUGCACCGAAUGAGAAAACAAGGAAAGAACCUGCUGUUCAUUGUGCUGAGAGAUGGAACUGGUUUCCUGCAGUGUGUUCUCAACAAUAAAUUGUGUCAGUGCUAUAAUGCCCUGGUGCUGUCCACUGAAAGCACAGUGGCUCUGUAUGGGACAGUGAAGCAAGUACCUGAGGGGAAGCAGGCCCCUGGUGGUCAUGAGCUGCACUGUGACUUCUGGGAGCUGGUGGGUCUGGCGCCGGCUGGAGGAGCUGACAACCUGCUGAAUGAGGAGUCUGAUGUUGACGUUCAGCUCAACAACAGACACAUGAUGAUCCGUGGGGAGAACGUGUCCAAGAUACUACGGAUCCGCUCCACUGUCACACAGUGCUUCAGGGAUCACUUCUUCACCCGCGGAUACUCACCCCACCCACUCUGGUGCAGACCCAGGUGGAGGGAGGUUCCACCCUGUUCAACCUGAACUACUUUGGGGAGGAAGCGUUCCUGACCCAGUCCUCUCAGCUCAGCCUGGAGACCUGUAUCCCUGCUCUGGGAGACACCUUCUGUAUCGCACAGUCCUACCGUGCAGUGCAGUACAUCACCCGCAGGCACCUGUCUGA